AUGAUCUAUGAUUUUGGGCUGGCAAAGCUACUCAUGCCAGACCAAACAAGAACUAUGACAAGGGUAAGAGGGACAAGAGGGUACUUGGCCCCUGAAUGGCAAAAGAACUUUCCAAUCUCUGUUAAAAUAGAUGUUUAUAGCUAUGGGAUAGUUAUCUUGGAAAUUAUAUGUUGCAGGUCCAAUUUGGAAGUUAAUGUGGAAGAUACUGAUGAGAUUGUUCUAGCUUGCUGGGUUUACAAGUGCUUUUCCUCUAUCGAGCUGGAUAGGCUUAUGAUUGGUGAAGAAGUUGAUAAGAAGACAUUGGAGAACAUGGUGAAGGCGGGUUUGUGGUGCAUUCAAGAUGAUCCAACUCUUCGUCCAUCAGUGAAAAGUGUGAUGUUGAUGUUAGAAGGGACUGAAAUCUCUGUUCCUCCAUGCCCAACUUAUUCCCCCAAUUUUUGGGUUGAAGCCGCUUCCUAUUUGACUAAUGAUUCCAAGGUGGUCAUGAGGUUUUUACAUAACCAUAUUUUCACUAGAUUUGGCACCCCAAGGGCUAUCAUAAGCAAUGAGGGAACCCAUUUUGUGAACAAGGUGUUGGCUAGUUUAUUGGCUAAGUAUAGUGUGAAGCAUAAGGUGGCUACGGCAUACCAUCCUCAAACCAAUGGCCAAGCGGAAUUGUCAAACAGAGAAAUAAAGGGUGUGCUUGAAAAGGUGGUGAAUCCGAAUCACAAGGAUUGGUCUAAGAGGUUGAAUGAUGCUUUAUGGGCCUAUUGA
This is a messenger RNA of Humulus lupulus (European hop), 753 nucleotides long. Its product is annotated as G-type lectin S-receptor-like serine/threonine-protein kinase LECRK1. NCBI's taxonomy places the organism in Eukaryota, Viridiplantae, Streptophyta, Magnoliopsida, Rosales, Cannabaceae. The coding region runs from base 1 to 753 and encodes 250 amino acids. The transcript is spliced from 2 exons. The record is from RefSeq and is a predicted model, not a curated record. Gene Ontology annotation, molecular function: protein kinase activity; ATP binding; nucleic acid binding. Gene Ontology annotation, biological process: DNA integration; protein phosphorylation.